UUAGGUUAAUGUUAACCGUAACUACAGAAAUUGUUUUAUUUUUCUAAAUUUCUUUUCAUUUUACACACAUUUAUCUCCGGUGUUUCUUUCAACGGGAAAUUAUUUGUCGUGUUGCGGAUUACUUUACUAAGUAACAAUUAUUUGAGCAAAAUAAACAGACAUUUUAUCAAUCUAAAAUUCAACACUAGUUCAAAGUUUGACCUUUAAAGAUCCUCUAAAUAUGGCAGUAUCGGGUAGAAAGGUUGCCGAUUUUCAAGGUUCCAUAUCCAAACGCUCAGCAGAGGACUUUGACCAUAGAUGUGAACCAUGUUUGGCGAUUGGUCAGCAAAUAGAAGCUCAUGGGUUUUGUGUGGACUGUCAAGAACACUUGUGUAAGAACUGCUUUGCUUAUCAUCAAAGGUUAAAGGCGAACAAACAUCAUCAGUUGGUAAACAAAGAUAAUAUGGCUAAACAUGCUGUUAGCAAGGAGUCAGACGAAUGCACUGAGAGGUGUCAAGUGCACAAAAAGGAAGUAAUUAAAUUUUUCUGUCCAAAACAUGAAGCUCUCGGCUGCAACGAUUGUAUCGUUCUGAAUCACAGAGCAUGUGAUAUUUACUAUAUACCUGAGAAAUGUACUGGUAUUGGGGACAGUGCAGAGUUCAGAGAGUUACUAAAGGAACUUGAUCAAAAAGUAAAUGAGGCUGAUAAUAUUGUAAAACAGGCUUCAAAUAGAGAAAAAGAAUUAGAUUCUUGCUAUGAUAAGCUAUUCAAAGAAAUUUCAAUGUUUCGCAAAGAGAUAAAUGAUCGUUUAGACCAACUACAAAAGCAAAUCCAGACAGAUGCUGACAAAAAGAAGUCCACAGAUAAACAAACAGUAAAGAAUAUACUUGAAACAUGUACAAACAUUUCUUCAGAUAUCAAACAACUACAGUCAAGACUACAAGAUUACAAAGCCUCACAGCAGAAUGGACAACUUUACAUUGCAAUGAAACAAGCUAAAUCCAAACUAAAGUCAGACGGAAUAAAGGAGGCAGACAGAAGUUUAGAAGAUACAAACAUGCAAUACACAUUUGAUCAAAACCAAGACCUGGAAAACAUGCUUUCAAGACAAAAUGCUCUCGGAAAGCUCACUCUCUCUUCUGGUGUAACUUCAAAGAGGAUGAAACCGAUUGACAAAUUAACCCGCAAAGAAAACAUAAAUAUAAUGACGAAAUCAGACCUGGAGGCGUGCUGGAUCUCAGGAUGUGUUGUCCUGUCCUCUAGCAAACUUGUGGCGGCUGACCGUGCAAACGCGAAACUGAAAGUUGUUGACAUGAAUGAUAAAGCUGUAAUAGAAGAGACAACACUUCCUUCGAAACCAUGGGGCAUUGCAGUAAUGCCUCAGGACCAUAUUGCUGUGACAAUGCCAGAGAAGAAAGAGAUUCUUAUAAUGACCACAGCUGGUAAACUGUCAACUGUCCGCAAGUUUCCAGUCAAAGGAGGUUGUAGAGAUAUAGCUUACCAUCAAGAUCAUCUUUAUAUAAUUUGCAGUGAUCCGAAAUGUGUGUUUAUUACAGAUACACAAGGUAACGCCCAGAACACAAUUUUACUGGAUAAUAAGAGAUUUGUCGAUUCAUACUACUUACUGCCAAGUAAGGAUUCGAGACAUAUCUUCAUCAGUGACCUUGGUAGCGACAGUGUUGUCAGUAUAACAUUACAGGGUGGUAUAUCUGCUGAAUACAAAAUCAAAAACUCUAAAUACACACAUGGAAUGAUGAUGCUAGAUGAUGGAUCCUUGCUGGUGUGUCACGGUUGGAAUAAUGGCAGCAUACAUCGUAUCUCGGGUGAUUUGAAGCAAUGUCACACAAUGAUACAAGCUCUAUCAUACCCACGGUCUAUGUGCUAUAAUCGUAAUCAACAUGAGGUCUAUGUUGGAUGUUGGGGUGAUCAUAUUAUUGUGUUUAGUGCCAAAUAAUGUGUUUUAUGACACAGCAAACAGUUUGGAUCAUGCAAAAGUACAGUACCGUGUCAUAUUUCAUAUGCCUUCUUUAAAAGAUGUUACAGAUAUGAAUAGAAUAAUUCUAAACAUUUAAUCCCUAAUAGUAAGGGAACAUUUUUAUCUGCUUACACAGGCACAGUAGUGAUAAACUAGAAAACUGUUUAAUGAAAUUUGAAGCAGUUUAACUCUGACUGAACUAUUGAUAAUAUAAUCAGAGUCCGAGUUAUGUGUUUUGUUACAUCCUCCAUGAAUGCUGUACAUAUAUAAUCUUUCAUUUUAACAUACAGUAGGCUACAUUGUUCCAAUCCAUCACUU
Molecule: messenger RNA, 2272 nt
Organism: Mercenaria mercenaria
Lineage: Eukaryota; Metazoa; Mollusca; Bivalvia; Venerida; Veneridae
Exons: 1
Coding region: 221-1933 (570 amino acids)
Source: RefSeq, a predicted model, not a curated record